AUGUCCCAAAUAUCCCAGUUCUCAGAUAUCUAUUCUUCAUCGAUAUAUGAUGGUGACCCUCACACACUUGAAUCCGCAUUAAAUCCCGAUUUUCUCACUCCAAUUACUCCACCCUUGAUUCCUGCUUCACUUCAGCGUGUUGGUCCUAGUCGAUCACUAGCAUAUAUCCUAUACUCCGAAAUGUCAAAGGAUGACUUCGAGCAAUUUAACCAAGUUGCCAACGCCAAAACUGGCAAACUAGGGGUAAAGUGUCGCCAAUGCCAGAAAGUCCUUAAUCAUCCAGCAAGCGGGCGGUAUGGAACAAUUGCCCUUAAUCGGCACUUAGCUAGUCUAACCUGUCGUAAAUCUACUAGCCAGAAGGCUAAUAUCAAGGGAUUACUCAUAAAUAUAAGUUCCGUGACGUUAUUACCUUUACCCGACUUGCCCCUACAUAACCCUAUAUCCCUUCAGCAAAAACAAUACGAUCUCGGCUACAAGGAUCGAGUGCUUAUAGUGACAACUGAUAAUGUAUCAAACAACAACACGUUAAUGUUAAGUAUACAAGAAUUAUUACAGUCACUUAAGCUAAAUAAUGGUUCUACGAUCGUUCGAGUUCCUUGCAUUGCCUAUGUGAUUCAGCUUAGCUUAAAUGAUCUUCUUAGGAAGUUAAAGUCCGACGAACGAUUCCGUUCUCUUCGUGCAAGGCAACAAAGAAGAGAGAUUAUUAAUAUACUUAAUAAGGUCCGAAACCUUGCUAUCUAUAUCAACAUAACCCAGCCUUUCUUCAAAUUCACCACUCUUCUUUCUAAAACUAAGGAUGUUAGUAUUCACCUAGUCUUCAGCAUCUAUAACAAGCUCUUUAAUCAUCUUGAAAAAUCAAUAAGUGCGUUAAGACGGAAGAAACUUAUACUUUCUUCUCUCGAGGCCGCAAAGAGAAAGCUUUCAACUUAUUAUAGUAUAACGGAUACAAUUGAUGGCAAUCUCUAUACCAUUGGCACGAUACUUUCGCCGCAACAACUUAAGAUAGAGUGUGGAGCGGAAGAGUCCCAGCCCUUAGCAUCUACUGAAUUCGAUGAGCUUAAGGAGUAUCUUGAUAGUGCUCUUACAAACCUUGCACGCGACGUGCUUUCGAUCCCUGCAACAGGAGCAGGUGUUAAGCGACUCUUUAACUCUGCCCGAGGUGUCUAUCACUACCGGAGAGGCUCGCUAAAACCAUCAACAAUUCAAGAUCUAAUGAUGUUCAUGUGUACAUCAAAGUUUGAGAUUGAAGAAGGUCAACGAGCUCUAAUCAACGAAUAUCUCUUACAUAAAGAG
Penicillium maclennaniae is the source of this 1293-nucleotide messenger RNA. RefSeq lists its product as uncharacterized. Gene Ontology annotation, molecular function: protein dimerization activity. The transcript has 11 exons. Lineage: Eukaryota; Fungi; Ascomycota; Eurotiomycetes; Eurotiales; Aspergillaceae. The record is from RefSeq and is a predicted model, not a curated record. The annotation marks the transcript as partial.